GAAACCUGAAGAGCGAUCCGUCUCGCCGCGAUCCUCCGGCAAUCCAUCGGCGCUCUUUCUCCGGCAAUCGUACUCCGGAGAGGUGUCUGAGAGGGAAAAACUUAGGGCGUUAUCGGUUAGGCGAUUUCGGCGACAUUAUGGAAAGUCACGGUUCCGGAUUCCGCCGCGUUCUCGUCCUAGCUUUCUGCGUCGCCGGCAUUUGGUCUGCGUAUAUCUAUCAAGGCGUUCUCCAGGAGACUGUAUCAACGAAGCAAUUUGGUCCGGACAAAAAGAGGUUUGAACAUUUGGCUUUCUUGAACCUGGCGCAGAAUGUGGUUUGCCUGAUAUGGUCUUUCUUGAUGAUACAGAUUUGGUCUAAUGGGGGCAGUGGUGGUGCUCCCUGGUGGAGCUACUGGAGUGCUGGCAUUACAAAUACUAUUGGUCCUGCUAUGGGGAUUGAAGCCCUAAAAUACAUCAGCUACCCUGCACAGGUUUUGGCAAAAUCUUCAAAAAUGAUUCCUGUGAUGCUAAUGGGUACUCUCGUUUACGGCAUAAGAUAUACCAUUCCUGAGUAUGUCUGUACACUACUUGUGGCUGGUGGAGUUUCCACUUUUGCACUUUCAAAGACUAGCUCAAAAACUAUAAGCAAGCUGGCACAUCCAAAUGCUCCACUUGGAUAUGGACUGUGUUUUUUGAAUCUUGCAUUUGAUGGUUUCACCAAUGCUACUCAGGAUUCCAUUGCACUAAGAUACCCCAAGACGAGCGCAUGGGAUAUAAUGCUGGGGAUGAAUUUAUGGGGCACCAUAUACAACAUGGUCUUCAUGUUCGGUUGGUCCAACGCCAGCGGAUACGAGGCGGUCCAGUUCUGCAGGCAGCACCCAGAGGCGGCAUGGGACAUUCUCAUGUACUGUUUGUGCGGCGCCGUGGGACAGAACUUCAUUUUCCUGACCAUUAGCCGGUUCGGUUCUCUGACAAACACGACCAUAACCACGACCCGCAAGUUUGUGAGCAUCGUCGUCUCCUCGUUGCUGAGCGGGAACCCGCUCUCCGGGAAACAGUGGUCGAGCGUCGCGAUGGUCUUCUCGGGUUUGUCGUACCAAAUUUACUUGAAGUGGAUGAGACGACAGAAGUUGCAAAAGAAACGUAAGUCGACUUGAUUUUCUUUCCUUCUGUUAGCUACUAUAGAGAGAGAGGAGGGGGGGGGGGAGUCUGCCACUGAGAAUAUGUAGUCUAUAAUAUCUGAUUCAUAGAAGUUCUUUUAGGCUUUUUUUUUCUUGUGUUAUUGAUGAAGAAGUCUUGUGAUGCUUUUUGUAUUAGAAAAUCAAAGAAACCAAACAUUUGACUUUCAUUGUUGUGGAAUUGAAGUGAUCUUGUU
Molecule: messenger RNA, 1354 nt
Organism: Cuscuta campestris
Lineage: Eukaryota; Viridiplantae; Streptophyta; Magnoliopsida; Solanales; Convolvulaceae
Source: the annotation of a GenBank genome assembly